AUGCAGUUUGCCGUCAUCCUCUCCCUUGUUGCUGCCGUAUCGGCCGGCGUCCUCACCCGCCAGGACCUCCCUGCUUGCCCUACAAACUCUGGCUCUGCCUGCGGCAUCGUCACUGCUCUCGGCAAGACCAUCACCUACCCUGACUGCAACUGCCAGCCUACCUGCUCUGGCGAUGUCAACUUCUCCGGCAUCAGUGCCAAUGUUAAAAUCGGCACCUGCGCUUAA
[Torrubiella] hemipterigena is the source of this 225-nucleotide messenger RNA. The record is from the annotation of a GenBank genome assembly. Lineage: Eukaryota; Fungi; Ascomycota; Sordariomycetes; Hypocreales; Clavicipitaceae.